This is a messenger RNA of Etheostoma cragini (Arkansas darter), 1075 nucleotides long. It is a transcript of the gene mrpl1, whose product is annotated as mitochondrial ribosomal protein L1. The transcript has 9 exons. Bases 61 to 1023 code for a protein of 320 amino acids. Lineage: Eukaryota; Metazoa; Chordata; Actinopteri; Perciformes; Percidae. The record is from RefSeq and is a predicted model, not a curated record.
GUGGAACCUUUCAAUACGUAUCGCUGUUUUCCCACGGACAGCCCAACAGCAUUCGCAGAAAUGGCAACCUGCACGCGGAUUGUAUGCAGAGUUGUAGCAGGAUGUCAGAGACCGCUGCUGAGUGCCGGUGGUCCCGCGUUAACAGGUGUCUUACAUACCGCACUGAGGAAUGCACCCGUCAGGUACUUGGCAGCUGUGAAGGCACUAAGGAAAGACAAGAAAGAGGACACAGAGAAAGAGGUGAAAAAAGAAAAGAGGGUAAUCGAUGACAAAGACAGACAUAAGCCCUAUGGCAAGACGGCGUGGGCGCCUGUGGAUGACGUGUACGUUAUGAGGUACUACCCCCGGACAAUCUACGAUGCAGCAGACGCCAUCGACAUGUUGAAGAAAUUUCAGAUGUUGGACUUCACUCCUCACAAGCAGCCUAUUUACAUCGAUCUGAGGCUAGACAUGAAAUUGGAAAAAAAGAAAAAGGUUGAACCCUUUGUCAGCACGGUGCACUUACCACACCCCUUCAAGACAGAGAUGAACAAAGUUUUAGUUUUUACUGAGGAUGUUAAUCAAAUUAAAGUUGCUCAGGAGAACGGAGCUGUGUUUGCUGGAGGAGCAGAGCUCAUACAGCCGAUCUUAGAUGACGAAAUCUCAGCAGACUUCUACGUAGCUGUGCCAGAGAUACUGCCAAAGCUUGUACCGCUAAAAAACAAACUGAGGAAGAAGUUUCCAAAGAGCAAGAGAGGCUCAGUCGGCAUUCACAUUCCCAAGAUGUUGGAGUUGUUUAAAACGGGUCACGAGUACAUGGUGGAGAGCGACUGCUACAUCAGGACCCAGAUAGCUAUGCUCGACAUGUCCAGUGAACAAAUCUUUGCCAACCUGCAAACUAUCCUGAUUGAUGUUGUCUCCCACCGACCAGCAAAUACGGGACCUUUGAUCGAGCGGGCAAUCAUCACCAGUCACACCAGUGAAGCUCUGUGGUUCAAAAGUGAAGACGUUUUACCGAAUCCAGCAGAGGAGAAGGAGAAAUGACCUGGUCUCUGAUUGUAUAUACUCACUGCAUUGAAUAAAGUAUUUGUUCUGA